This is a messenger RNA of Saprolegnia diclina VS20, 5658 nucleotides long. RefSeq lists its product as hypothetical. The transcript is spliced from 19 exons. The record is from RefSeq and is a predicted model, not a curated record. Gene Ontology annotation, molecular function: calcium ion binding; enzyme regulator activity. NCBI's taxonomy places the organism in Eukaryota, Oomycota, Saprolegniomycetes, Saprolegniales, Saprolegniaceae. The coding region runs from base 1 to 5658 and encodes 1885 amino acids.
AUGUUCAAGAAACUCGUCAAGCGCAGCCGGCGCCACGACUCGGACGACGACGAACCGAACGACCGCCAGCGCAUUAGCGUUGGGAGCAAGUCGACGAAAAAGCCCAAGUCGAAAAAGACGGCUGCCUUCCUCGAUGCUGACACGCUUGGCGCGCUCUCGAGCGCCGUGGCUGGCAAGCACAAGCUCAGCCCCGCGCGUCUUUGUCGCGUCUUUGAAAAGUACGACACCGACGAAGUCGGCGUCGUCGACGACGCGACGUUUGCCAAGUGCAUCAAGAAGCUCGGUGUCGGGUGGUCGAAAGACCAGUUAUCGGUUGUCCAGGACUGCUUUCGGGUGCGCCGACAAGCCAUCGACUAUUACAGCUUUGUGGACUUUGCCACGAGCACGCGCGACUCGGAAAAGCUCUCUGCGGUUGCCGCCGCGCUUUCCGAGGCCAUUGCCGACUAUGACAAGCGGUCGGGCGAGCAGCCCUUCAACCUGUACGAGUCGCUCGAGCGCGCCGACAAGAACGAGCGGGGGUGGCUCGCACCGGACGUGUUUCGCAAGUGCCUUACGCGACCCGUCGACAUGGAGCUCACGUCCAAACAAGUCAGCCUCCUCUUAGAUCGGUUCUCGUUUGAAUACGACACCAACAACGACGACGACGGUAUCGGCAUCGACUAUGCGCAAUUUGCGGCCUGGCUGCAGCCGUCGUUCCACUACAAAGCCAAGGAUUUACAAAAGCGUGUCCAAGGACUCUUUCUACAUGCCAAGAAGACGCAUGGGCUGCGUUGCAUUGACAUUUUCAAGGCCGUUGACGACGACGCCAGCGGUCUCAUUUCCCGACUCGAAUUCAAGGAGGCGCUCCACGACCUCGGAUUCCCCGUCACGGACGCGCAGAUCAAGGGGCUCAUCGAGUCGGUGGAUGGCGACGGCAACGGCAAGAUCGACUACAAGGAAUUCGCCGCUGCGUUUGGUGCACCCAGUGAAAACGACGACGAUGACGACGACGACGACGAAAAUGACACUGGCAAGACGACCAAGAGCAAAAAGCCCAAGAAAAUCCCGAGUCUCAAGGCGCUCAUUGAGCCGAGUGUGUUGUCUGCCAUGCUCACGGCCGUGCACGGCAAGCGCCGCAAGAACGGACUCGAUCUCGCGGCCGUGUUUGAAAAAUACGACACACACGAGCGGGGCUACCUCGACGCCGCGGCGUUCAGCAAAGGCGUUGCCAAGCUCGGCAUCAAGCUCAAGAAGGAUCACCUCGCCUGCCUAUGUCUAUGUUUUGGGGUCAAGAAGAAGACUGACGCGAUCAACUACUACGCCUUUGUUGACUACCUCCAGCAUCAGCCAGACACGAAGAAGCUCGAUAAAAUCCGGUCCAAGAUAUCGACGCAGCUCCGGGCGUUUGACAAGGCGUCCGGCGAAGCGCCGACCAACUUGCAUACGCAAUUGACGCAACUCGAUACCAAAGACGCGGGAUGGAUGCCGACGGCGACAGCCGACGCAUUUUUCAGCGACCACGGAGGCCUCCGUCUCUCGGCCUCCGAGAUUGAAACACUCCUCGAGCGCUUUGGCUACGACUACCCGGUGCGCGGCAAGUCCAAACCGGUGACAGGCGUGGACUACGACCAGUGCGCUCGCUGGCUACAGCCGACGUUGCAUCUUGACGUCCAAGCGCUGCAUGCCACCGUGCGAUCGCUUUUCCACCACGCCCAGAAGACGCAUCAGCUGCGCCUCAAAGAUGUGUUUCGGGACAUUGACGUCGAUGCGAGCGGUGUCAUUUCCUGCAUCGAAUUGAAAGAAACGCUCCAAGCCAUGGGGUUGCCCCUCACGGACGCACAGGUUCGAUGUCUCGUGGACGAGUAUGACACGGACGGCGACGGCAAAAUCAACUACCGCGAGUUUGUGGCAGCGAUCGGCGAGCCCGACGACAGCGACAACACGGCAUCAAAACAAAAGAAAGACAAAUCGCGGGGGUCGUCGCAAUCCAAGUCGCGCAGUGUCGUGCUCUCGCGCGAGAUUCUGGACGUCCUCACAAAAGCCGUGCAGGACAAGCAGAGGAGCUCGACAGACCUCGUCGCCAUCUUUGAGGCCCUCGAUGCCAACGAGUCGGGCUUCUUGGACCGUGAUCGCUUUGAAAAGGGACUUGGCAAGGCCAAAAUCAAGCUCAAGAAAGACCAACUCAAAGCCGUCGCCGCUUGCUUUCAGAACAGCAAAAAACGCGGCAUCGACUACUACCAAUUCGUCGAGUUUGCAUCGGCGCGGCACGACCUCGACGAGCUCGCGGCGAUAGGCGAUGGCAUGCGCAAGGCUAUUGCUUCGUACGACAAGCGGUCGGGCGAACAGCCGUACAAUGUUCUCGAGUUUCUCAAGCAACUCGACCGGAAAAAGCGACUGCGUCUCCCAGUCCGGGCCGUCAAGACCUUUUUGGCCGAAAACACUGUCGUGGACUUUCGGUUGAAAGACAAGGAAGUCGCUGCCGUCGUGGCGCAUUUCGAGUGUCACUACGACGACGGUGACGCCGGUGUCGACUAUGAGCAAUUUGCGCGCUGGCUGCAGCCGUCACUGCACUACGAUGUCGCCGAGCUCCAUGAUCAGCUCAAGCGUCUCUUCAAGAAGACGAAACUCAAGUGGCGCGACAUCUUCAAGGAGAUGGACGCGGACGGCAACGGUAUCGUGACGCGCCUCGAAUUCAAAGAGGCGUUGCGCGAUCUUGGCUUGCCCGUCACGGACGCCCAGUUGCGCUGCUUGAUGGACGAGUAUGACACGGAUGGGGACGGCAAGAUGGCGUAUGGCGAAUUCCUCCGAGCUCUCGGACAAGAUGACGAAGCCGAUGACGGCACCGAGACGGCAUCCCCAGCCUCGCCGUCGUUUCGCAAGAAAAUGGCUGCUCGCUUUACGUUUAGCUCGUCGAAAUCAAAGCGAGAGUCGAAAAAAGUACCCGGGUCCGAGUCCGAGUCGGAUGCGGCCGCGACCAAGCCCAAGCGGACAAAGUUGUCCAUUAAAUCUUUGUUCAGUCCAAAAGCCAAGGUCAAGAAACCGCCCGAGUCGAGUGAGGACGAUACGCCGGCGCCAUCCAAGAAGACCGCUAAAAAGAAACCUGCGGCAAGGAGCAGCAGCGACAGCGAGAGUCCGCAACCGAGAGCCAAAGCCAAGUCCAAAAAACUAGCUAUCUCGAGCGACGAGGCACCGGCAGCUUCGAAAAAGCGUCCUUCGGCCAAGAAGCCGCGAAGCGACAGCAGCGAGCCCCCGAGGCGCAAGAAGAAAGUGGUCUCGAGCGACGACGAUGCACCCAAAACCAAAACCAAAGCAUCCACAAAGGCGAAGCAACCGACAUCAUCCCGAAAGCCGCCCCCGUCCAGCGAUUCGAGUUCUGAGCAGCCACCGCCCAAGAAGUCAUCUCGCAGCAACGACCGCUCGCGUGGCAAGAAAACCAAAUCACGAUCGUCCAAAGCUAAAUCGCACAGCUCCACCGACAGCGCGGGAGCUCCGUCGCCGCCAAAUCGGGCAUCGAGAUCGGCACGCCGACAGUCGGCCACACCCAAGAAGGUUCGCUAUGUAAGCGACUCGAACGGACAACUGGCGCCGUCCGACGACGAGGGGGCGUCGUCGAACUCGUCGGGCAUGAAUGUGGCCGACCUUCGCAAGUACAAGGACCGAGCAAAAUCAAAGGCGAAGCGCAAGCGCCGGCGCCACGCCGAGUCGAGCACCGACGAAGAGGCGUCCGACGCCGAAUACCUCGCGCACAUGAAGCAAGCGCUCCGUAUUGCGUUCGAUUUCUACGACGUCGAUCGCAGCAACUCGAUCGACAAGGACGAGCUCGGGCAUAUUCUCCGCGCAGUCGGCGACGACGUGACAGUCGAUGAGCUUGGCAACAUCAUGCGCGCCGUGGACUUGGACGCGAGCGGGCAGAUCGAGUUUGACGAGUUCUACCUCAUGAUGAAAACACGUCUGUACGAGCAGCGCGUGGUGUUUCGCGCCAAGACCGAGCUCGAAGUGCGCGCGAUCUUUGAUCAAAUCGACGCGGACCGCAACCGCGUGCUUGACACGGCCGAAUUUUACCACGCGCUUGUGCACGAACUUCAGAUUCCACUCACACCAGACGAGUUUGACGCGGUCGUCGACGAGAUCGACACGUCCAACGACGGUCGCAUCGACAUUGAGGAGUUUAGCGCGUUUAUGCUGCUCGUCGAGCAGCUCUCGGGCGGCUCGGCGUCGACGCAGCACUUGGCGCACCUCUGUAGCGACGCCAUUUCGGGCAUGAAAAAAAUUGCACGUGGCGCGCCGCGGGACCCCGAAGCUCACCUGCUCGCGCUCCUUGGUGUCCCGACCAACUUUCGACACGCGGUGACGAGCACGGCGCGCCGUGUUCAGAAACACUCGAUGGAGUAUGUGCUGUCGUUCCCGCCCCCCGAAACGGUGUACAACAUGGCACAGCACGGCAACCUGGCGCUCGUACCAACGCAAACACUGCAGGAGGCGUGGGCAGGCGUCGAAGCAUCCGAAGCGCUGCAAAAGCAAGCGAUCGUGUCGCUCAAGCUCGCAAAAGGCGUGCCGGCGCCGUACGACAAACGCGAACACGACGUCGUGGGGCGAAAAGUGCGCGUCUGCUUCUUUGACAUGGCCGACGCCACAAGUGCUACGACAGCCCACGGCGUCCGGCGUCUCGAGGGUCAAAUCGUCGGCAACAUCCACGAAAUUUCCGUCGCGUGGUCGAAAAAAGAGGAAGACGUGUGGUACUUUUCCCGCGCCGCAACCAAAGCCGACGACUACAAGUUUAUCGUGCGCACGAAUACGCCGGCCGACGACCUUUACCUCUUUAUUGAGUUUGUUCUCGAGCUCAAGAGCGAGACUGCCCACGAAAUGCACCAAGCCGCGACCAAAGCAAAGUACAAGGCACCACCCCCGGCCCACGCGUUGGUUCCUAUCGAAAUGGUGUGUUGCUGGGCGAAAAUUCCCGUCGCUCAACUCCUCGCGCCGGGCAGCCAAGAUGUUGUUCGCUUUGACGUACCAUUGUACGGCGGUUCGAUCCUUAACCCGGUCGAGCUUGACGAGGACGAGAUUUCGCGACGGCGCAGCGGGUGGCGGGCGCUCAAGAAGGCACUCACGGCCUAUAGCCCACCCCAGCUCCACGUCAAAAGCCUCCAGAUUCCCAAAUUACCCUACCCUGAAAAACUGCAAAUUGCGCAGCUGCCGUCGACCAUCAUUGCCCCGUACUCGGCCGUGUCCAUCAUCCAGGAUUACAUGAGCCUCAUGAAGACGGUCCUCUCGACGCUCGAGUCGCCGUCGCACGUCUACACGUGUGAGCCCGCUCUCAAGCUUUUUCCUCGCAUCUUGGACGAUGCCGAUGUGUACGAGGCCUUCCGCGCGGUUGCUGCCGAGCAAUUGCGCCCGGGCAUGUUCAAGACGCUCGCUGAGCGCCACGACCGCUUUAAAAGCGUAGUUCUACGCAUGUGGCCAGCGUUUACCGCACCCCGUGCCCGUAUCGACAUUGGCGGUGACACAGACGACAAGACCAGCAGUCGUCUCCAAGCGCACCUCGACGAUAUGGCCAAAGGGUCAACCAGUUUGAACCCGACAUUUUCAACAUUUUUGGAUAGAAAAUUUGGUUUUACCGAUGUCAAGGAGCCAACAACGCCGUUCCACAUUCGUGAAGUGUCGUUUGAACGUUUAUUGUAA